AUCUUCCAUUACUGCACUGCUUUUGUCAACUCAACUGAGAGAGAAGUCACGCUGUUCAGUGUUCCCUCACUGCAUCUGCGCUCUCCAUAGCUCUACCUUCGCGCCCGCUCCAAGGCGUCCGCAUGGUCCUAAACCACCCGCUGAACUUCGAGAACAAACACACUCUCUUUUCUCUCCAAUCUGAGAAAGAUUGACAGCGCUCUGAAUAAAUGAGGAUGGGGAGGAGGGGCUAUUAAGGGUGGCCAGUCAUACUUUAUAUACCUGGCCAGAUAAAUAAUUAUCUUCAAGUGAUUAUCACUGAAGUGAAAGAAGAGAGCCAACAGAGACACAACUAGAGGCCAACACACGGUCAGUUACCAUUGUGAGAGACAGAGAAAGAGAGGUCGAGGUAGUACACUUCUUGUUGAGACUUUUCACUCAUAACUCACAGGACCCAGCAUCCUAGCUGAGUCCAGACUGGAGCCAUGUCUCCAGAGAAGGAAAGCAAUGGUCUCGAAAAUGACACAUUUGCUAUUCAUGGGCAUUUCUGUGAGCUGGAGAAUGAUGGAGAGGGCUCCGGCCUCUCUGAGGAGGAUGACAAGAACAAGCUGUCCUACUGUGUCACAGAUGUCCCAGCCUGGUACCUAUGCAUAAUCCUGGGCAUCCAGCAUUUACUGACAGCGUUUGGGGGGAUAAUCGCCAUCCCUCUGAUCCUGUCUCAGGGUCUGUGUCUGCAGCACGAUGGCCUGACCCAGGGUCACCUCAUCAGCACCAUCUUCUUUGUGUCAGGCGUGUGCACCCUGCUGCAGGUCACCUUCGGAAUCAGACUGCCCAUUGUUCAGGGGGGUACCUUUGCCUUUCUAGCUCCCUCCAUGGCUAUGCUGUCAAUGCCAGAGUGGACAUGCCCUGCCUGGACCCAGAACGCUUCCUUGGUCAACACCACCUCUCCUGAGUACAUAGAUGUGUGGCAGAGCCGCAUGCGAGAGCUGCAGGGCUCCAUCAUGGUGGGCUCUUUGUUCCAGGUGCUGGUGGGUUUCUCUGGCCUCAUCGGUUUCUUCAUGCGUUUUAUUGGCCCCCUCACCAUCGCACCCACCAUCUCUCUGAUUGGCCUGUCCCUGUAUGACUCGGCUGGAAUGAGCGCAGGGAACCACUGGGGCAUCUCCACUAUGACGACUGCUCUGAUCAUCCUGUUCUCCCAGUACCUCCGACACAUCCCUGUACCAUUCCCCACAUACAACAAGACCAAAAAAUUCCACACCUCCAGGAUCUACAUCUUCCAGCUUCUACCUGUGCUCCUUGGCAUCACACUGUCAUGGCUGAUCUGUUACAUCUUCACCAUCUCUAAUGUCCUGCCCUCAGAGCCGGAGCAGUACGGCUACCUGGCUCGCACAGACCUGAAGGGGGAUGUCAUAGGCCAGGCCCCCUGGUUCAGAUUCCCAUAUCCAGGUCAGUGGGGUUUGCCAACUGUGAGCCUGGCGGGAGUGGUAGGGAUCUUGGCUGGGGUGUUAUCCUCCAUGAUAGAGUCGGUGGGGGACUACCAUGCCUGUGCCAGGCUAUCAGGGGCCCCUCCACCCCCUAAGCAUGCCAUCAACAGAGGCAUUGGCAUUGAGGGGAUUGGCUGUCUGCUGGCUGGGGCCUGGGGCACGGGCAACGGAACCACCUCCUAUAGUGAGAAUGUGGGUGCACUGGGCAUCACCAAGGUGGGCAGUCGCAUGGUGAUCGUUGCUGGUGGGGUAUUGAUGAUCAUCAUGGGACUUUUCUGUAAAAUUGGAGCCAUUUUCACCACCAUCCCCACACCUGUGAUUGGAGGAAUGUUCUUGGUCAUGUUUGGGGUCAUUUCUGCAGCUGGAGUUUCAAAUCUGCAGUAUGCAGACAUGAACUCCUCCCGGAACGUGUUUAUCUUUGGAUUUUCCAUGUUUACCGGGCUUGUCAUUCCAAACUGGAUAUUCAAGAACCCGGAUGCCAUAGCAACAGGUGUGGUCGAGCUGGACCAACUGCUGCAGGUGCUUCUAACAACCAGCAUGUUUAUUGGAGGCUUCUUUGGGUUCUUCCUUGACAACACCAUUCCAGGCACCCUGCGGGAGCGGGGCAUCAUAGACUGGAACAAGAUCCCCCUUGAUGACUCCAGCAACACUUUGGAGAGCAGUGAGGUGUACAACCUUCCAUUUGGAAUUAGCUCUUGUCUCUCCUCCUUCUCCUGGGUUCGAUAUGUGCCGUUCCUCCCUCCAAAUCCACCAAGCUCACAGGACGAGGCCAAGGUGGACUCUUUGGCGACCAAGCAGCAGCCUGUGAAGCCAGAGCUUAUCAGAUCAGUGGCCCUAUGAACACUUUCCAGGACCAGACACGGGCUAAAACAACAACAAUACGAGAGGCAGCUCCUUUGACAUGGUCCUCCCGUUCUGUUCUAUUUUGUCUAAUAUUUUAUACUCAUAUCUUGUAAAGAUUUGAUUAUGCAUUUUCUAAAUGAACUUUUGGCAGGAAUAGUUUUGGCAUUUGUGUGUGUAAAUACAUUUUUGUUGUGAUGCAUCUUUUU
Molecule: messenger RNA, 2512 nt
Organism: Salvelinus sp. IW2-2015
Lineage: Eukaryota; Metazoa; Chordata; Actinopteri; Salmoniformes; Salmonidae
Source: RefSeq, a predicted model, not a curated record